Callorhinchus milii (elephant shark) is the source of this 1486-nucleotide messenger RNA. It is a transcript of the gene ing2, whose product is annotated as inhibitor of growth family, member 2. Gene Ontology annotation, biological process: positive regulation of DNA-templated transcription. The coding region runs from base 304 to 954 and encodes 216 amino acids. The transcript has 2 exons. Gene Ontology annotation, cellular component: nucleus. The record is from RefSeq and is a predicted model, not a curated record. NCBI's taxonomy places the organism in Eukaryota, Metazoa, Chordata, Chondrichthyes, Chimaeriformes, Callorhinchidae.
UUGGCCGAGCGUGUGAGCGCCGACUUGGGGGCCUCCGUCACAGCCGGUAGUUACGCAGGUAGUGUGGCUCCCUCCUCGGUGAGGGGGGGAGCGCACCAACAGCACGGGGCUCAUUCUCAGGGCGCUGCCUUUUUUGUUUGAAAAAAAAGUACUAGGCCCCAACCGCCGCUGCGGCUGCGGCUGCGGCCGGUCACCAUGGCAACCCACCGCUCUGGGCUGAAGAGAAGAAGGAAAAAAAAAUGAACCUUUUUUUUUUAAAAAGGGGUGAAAAACGGAGAGAACCUGUGCGAGCGGAGAGAAAUCAUGAAAGAGGUUGAUAAUGCUUAUGAAAAAUAUAAGAAGGAAACAGAUACAAGUCAAAGAAAACAAUUGUUGAAUAAUCUACAACGCGCAUUGAUCAAUAACCAAGAGCUAGGCGAUGAGAAAAUUCAGAUAGUUACACAAAUGAUGGAUCAGGUGGAAAAUCGUGCGAAGCAGAUGGAAAGUCAUUCUGAAUAUUUUGAGGACCUACUUGAACCAGAGAAGCUCAAAGCAGAGCUGCCCCAAUCAGAAAGGUCUUCCAAGCGGUCACGUAGACUGAGAAAUGGAGAUAACCGUGACAUGUGCCAAAUCAAUAAUGAUACUGAAGAGGGAGAGGACCAACCAAAAGAGAAGAAAUCCAAAUCUGCCAAAAAGAAGAAACGUUCCAAAGGUAGACAAGAGAGAGAAAUCUCCCCUGUUGACUUUCUGAUAGAUCCCGAUGAACCCACUUACUGCCUCUGUAACCAAGUGUCUUAUGGUGAAAUGAUUGGCUGCGACAAUGAAGAGUGUCCGAUUGAAUGGUAUCAUUUUUCUUGUGUUGGACUAACAUAUAAACCAAAAGGAAACUGGUAUUGUCCAAAGUGUAGAGGUGAUAAUGAAAAGACCAUGGACAAAUGCCUAGAAAAAUCCAAAAAGGAUAGAAGAUCAAGAUGAUUACUUUUUUUAAAUAAAAUCAAAUACCAUGUAUAAUUUUUAAAAUUCAGUGUUGGGCUGUAACGUAUAUAAAGCUAUGCAAUAAUAUUUUGUCUAUAGUUUUAGCAAUAAUUCAGCAAAAUAUUAAUAUAAAGUAAUUGAUGCAUUAAAAUGCAGUAUGUGUGCUGGUGUGUUUAUUGAAAAUAAGAAACAGAUAUAUAUAUUUCAAAUAGUUUACCCAAAUCAGAUUUGCAUUAGUGAUACAGUAUCAACCUAAACUUUUAAACUACAAUACAUUAUGUAGAAAGAUGGUAACGCUCUGUGUCACCAGCAUCAUGCUUUGGCUGGGGGACACAAUAAGUUAUUGCAAAUAAUUCUGUGCUUGUUGUAUAUGGGUCAUUGCUGCUUUAUGCUGUGGUACAUUCCGUAAUUAAGGAUAACCUUACUCAGUCUGAUAAUAGUGCUUUCAAUAGAACCACAGUAUUUGUAAUAUUUUUACACUUUAGUUGUUGCCUAAUUUUGUAAUACUUGAAUAAAACAGUCAGACAGGAAA